AAGCCGUUCGGACGACAACAUACCUCAAUUGCGCAACCUUCCUGUCAACAACCGCAAUCAUGGCGACCGAGUUGACAGUUCAGUCCGAGCGCGCCUACCAGAAGCAGCCUCACAUCUUCCUCAACCACAAAUCCAAGGCCGCAAAGAGCAGAAGAAUUGGCAAGGGUGGACGAAGAUGGUACAAAGAUGUCGGCCUGGGCUUCAGAACACCAAAGACCGCCAUUGAGGGUGCUUACAUCGACAAGAAAUGCCCUUUCACCGGUAUGGUCUCCAUCCGAGGCCGUAUCCUCACCGGCACCGUCGUCUCUACCAAGAUGCACCGAACCCUGAUCAUCCGCCGAGAAUACCUUCACUUCGUCCCCAAAUAUGCCAGAUACGAGAAGAGACAUCAAAACCUCGCUGCUCACGUCUCUCCUGCUUUCCGUGUCGAAGAAGGUGACCAAGUCACUGUUGGUCAAUGCAGACCUCUCAGCAAGACUGUCCGAUUCAACGUCCUCCGUGUGUUGCCAAGAACCGGAAAGGCUGUCAAGUCUUUCCAGAAAUUCUAGAUUUGCGAAGUGAAAAGUGAAACGCGAAAAAUUGGGUGGCUCGGUUCGGCUUGAGCACAAAGCAUGAGCGGCACUCAGCGUCUUGUGUCAUGGUUAUGGGAAGAGAUCUUCGGCGUCAAUUGAAUGAAGCACAGAUCGAGAUAGAGAAUGUGCCGUUGACAUGGAGCCGCGAUCGAAAUACAAACGGCUGAAAAGUCAACAAUCACGAAAUUCCCCCAGCAUUUCCGAGUCGAAACGGAUGAUCUGUCUACCCACCUCAUUCACCUCGUUCUAUGUUCUAUGUUUCUGCAGUAUGCACCUUUAUGACGGUGUGUCCGGCUCACACUUGCUGCAGGUAGGCAAAUCCAGCUUCGGCUUUCAGAGGUGGGUAUCCCGAACUGUCCACCUUGGGCAGGAUACUCAUCUUCCGCGCCGUCUCUUUUUC
Messenger RNA from Exophiala xenobiotica, 972 nucleotides. RefSeq names its product 40S ribosomal protein S11. NCBI's taxonomy places the organism in Eukaryota, Fungi, Ascomycota, Eurotiomycetes, Chaetothyriales, Herpotrichiellaceae. Gene Ontology annotation, cellular component: cytosolic small ribosomal subunit; ribosome. The transcript is spliced from 3 exons. Gene Ontology annotation, biological process: translation. Bases 60 to 548 code for a protein of 162 amino acids. The record is from RefSeq and is a predicted model, not a curated record. Gene Ontology annotation, molecular function: structural constituent of ribosome.